Polistes dominula (European paper wasp) is the source of this 3129-nucleotide messenger RNA. Its product is annotated as sodium/potassium-transporting ATPase subunit alpha. Gene Ontology annotation, molecular function: P-type sodium:potassium-exchanging transporter activity; ATP binding; ATP hydrolysis activity. The record is from RefSeq and is a predicted model, not a curated record. NCBI's taxonomy places the organism in Eukaryota, Metazoa, Arthropoda, Insecta, Hymenoptera, Vespidae. Gene Ontology annotation, biological process: intracellular sodium ion homeostasis; sodium ion export across plasma membrane; intracellular potassium ion homeostasis. Gene Ontology annotation, cellular component: plasma membrane.
UAUUUUAAAAUAUAAUUAUCGAAACAAGAUGCCUGAGAUGCAAACAAUGUCAAUGAAAAAUCUUCGACCAAAAAUGAACAAUACCAUUUCUUCUUUAGACCUUCCGAAGAAAAAAUUAACUGAAGCUGACUUUGAAGCACUUCUUCAAGAAUUAGAUACCACGGAUCAUAUAAUUCCGUUGGAAGAUUUAUGCACGAAAUUAAAUACAAAUCCAGUUAAUGGUUUAACAGAGAAAAAUGCUCAACAAUUACUUAUCAAAUAUGGUCAUAACAUGUUAUCUCCUCCUAAGCAAACACCCGAAUACAUUAAAUUUUUGCUUUGCAUGUUCAGUGGUUUUGCAGCAUUAUUAUGGAUUUGCGCUGCUCUAUGUUUCUUAUUAGUCUUAAUCACUUAUUUAUAUGAAGAAGAACAAAGUGGAAUAGAAUGGUUAGGACUGAUAAUUGUUGCAAUAUGUCUCAUAUCUGGAAUAUGUGCUUUCGUACAGGAAAGUAAGAAUACAAAAGUUAUGGAAUCUUUUGCAAAAAUGGUACCUACUUUUGCAACAGUAAUAAGAGAUGGCAAAAAAAUACGUCUUGGUACCGAAAGAUUAGUGCUUGGCGAUUUGGUAGAGAUCAGACUUGGAGAUAAGAUACCUGCUGAUAUAAGGAUAAUUAAAUGUAGCGGGUUGAGAGUUGAAAACUCAAGCAUUACUGGUGAAAGUGAACCAGUUACUCGUACGGACUAUCCAACAGAUCUAAAUCCUAUGGAAUCUUCAAAUGUUGCCUUUUUCUCUUCAUUUGCUGUUGCUGGAGAUGGGAUAGGUAUAGUUAUUGCCACAGGAGAUGACACAAUGAUUGGAAGAUUAGCAGGAUUAACGUCACAUUUACAAAGAGUUGAAACACCGAUUGCUAAAGAAAUCAAACAUUUUGUUCACAUUAUUACAGCAGUCGCUGUCGUUUUUGGUUUAGUUUUCUUCGUAAUUUCUCUAAUAUUAGAACCAAACAUGAUCAAAGCUUUCACAUAUCUACUUGGUAUUGUUGUAGCCAAUGUGCCAGAAGUCUUACUAAUAACGGUAACUACAUGUUUGACAUUGACUGCCACAAAAAUGGCUAAUAAAAAUUGUCUGGUAAAAAAUCUGGAAGGAGUAGAGACUCUUGGAUCUACUUCAACUAUCUGUUCUGAUAAGACAGGAACUCUUACUCAAAAUAAAAUGUCAGUGUCACAUUUAUGGUUUGGAUAUAACAGAUUUACUUUCUCACCAAUAGAAAAAAUUGGUGCAGAAAAAGAUUUAUUGUUGGAAAAGCCUGCUUUUAAUUAUUUCUUGAGAGAUGCCACUCUUUGUUUACGAGCUCAAUUUACAGCAGAAAGUACACUUUUAGUACCAAUAGAACAACGUGAUGUUAUAGGUGAUGCUUCAGAAACUGGUAUACUUCGUUUCUGUGAGCACAUACAUUUUACAGAUGCAUUUCGUGAAAAAUAUCCAAAGGUUGCUGAAAUUCCUUUCAAUUCUACUCUCAAGUAUCAAUUGUCCAUACACCAUGAUGUUGAUUCAUACACAUUGAUUAUGAAAGGUGCUCCAGAAAUAAUCUUGGAUUAUUGCACUUCAAUACUAACUAUGGAGGGUCUAACCAAACAAAUAGAAACAACUGAUUUACAAUCAGUAAAACAUGCCUGUACAGAAUUAGGAUAUCUAGGUGAACGAGUAUUAGCUUAUUGCGAUCUUCAGUUACCUGGAACUGUAUAUGACUCUAAUUACAUAUUUAACACAGAUUCUCCUGAUAAAUAUAACUUUCCAACUAAAGGUUACAGAUUUGUUGGUCUAAUUAGUUUGAUAGAUCCACCUAGACCUAACGUACCAGAAGCAGUUCAAAAAUGUCGUACAGCUGGUAUAAAAGUGAUCAUGAUAACUGGUGAUCAUCCAAUAACAGCAAUGGCUAUUGCUAGAAAAGUUGGUAUCAUAAGUGAAGGACAUGAAACUAAAUAUGAAAUAACUUUGCUGUAUGAUAAUCAACAAUCUUUUACUGCAAUACCUGAUAUUGUAACAGAUGCUAUAGUCUUAACAGGCUCAGAAUUAAGAAGUAUGAGCAUCGAUGAUCUGGAUAAUAUUAUUAGAAAUUACGAAGAGAUUGUGUUCGCUCGUACCUCACCACAACAGAAAUUGAUGAUAGUAGAAAGUUGUCAAAGAUUAGGAGAAAUUGUAGCUGUUACUGGGGAUGGUGUAAAUGAUGCACCUGCUUUAAGAAAAGCUGAUAUAGGAGUGGCAAUGGGAAUCACUGGUUCGGAUGUAGCUAAAAAUGCUGCAGAUAUGAUACUGAUGGAUGAUAACUUUGCGUCCAUCGUUACGGGAAUAGAAGAGGGUAGAUUGAUAUUUGAUAAUCUAAAAAAAUCCAUUGCUUAUUCAUUAACAUCUAGUAUACCUGAAAUGUUACCAAUGUUAGCUAGUCUUAUAUUUGCAAUUCCUUUACCAUUUAUUAUUGAAAUGGUACUCUGUGUUGAUGUUGGAACCGAUUUAAUUCCUGCUAUUUCAUUAGCGUACGAAAAAGCAGAAUCAGAUAUUAUGAAACGAGCACCGAGAAAUCCUCAAUACGAUAAACUAGUUAACAAACGUUUAAUAUCUGUUGCUUAUGGUCAAAUUGGAAUGACUCAAUCUGCAGCAGCUUUCUAUACCUAUUUUAUGGUUUUAAUGUUGAAUGGUUUCUUACCGCAUAAACUGUUAGGAUUAAGAUAUGAUUGGGAAAACAGGGCUAUUAAUGAUCUUGAAGAUUCUUAUGGACAAACAUGGACUUACAAAGCUAGAAUGGAUUUACUUAACGAAGCACGCACGGGAUAUUUUCUUUCUAUCGUUAUAACACAAAUGGUAGAUUUAGUAAUGUGUAAAACAAGACGUAAUUCUAUUUUUCAACAAGGAAUGGACAAUUGGUUUUUAAACUUUUCUUUUGUAUUCGAAAUUAUUAUAACAGGAAUGUUUUUAUAUAUACCAGGAACAGCAAAAAUAUUGAAGACUAUGCCUUUAGAUAUUUAUUGGUAUUGGCCUUCCCUACCACUAGCCCUAUUUCUUUGGGUCUAUGACGAGCUUAGAAGACUUUGUAUUCGUUUAUUUCCAGGAGGCAUUAUCGAACGGGAAACGUAUUAUUAAUUUUUUCAUUACAA